AUGGAUAAAAUCUCCAUCUUUCGGGCCCUCCCAAGCCCGAAAUCCGCACCGUACAAAUCAACCCUGACCGAUCCAGACACGGAAAACAAACACUUGCCCAAAACCGACCUUAUAAUCUUCGGCGCAUUCUCAAACCAUUCCGUAAUUUUAUCCAUACCAUUUAAUUUGUAUUUUAUCUCAUCGGCUAUGGCCCGGGCCGCCAAGAAAAACCCAUCCGGCCCGAUAAGCUCAUGGUGCCGGAUUUCGGAAGCCCGCCCGAUAAGCAGUUGCCGAAACGGGCCCGAAUAUCGGCUGCAAACAAAAAAAAUUCCAUCUCAUCAUCAUUUACUCUGUUUUCGUUUUCCUCGCGGGUCGAAAGUAAUUUCGCAAGACACGUCCAAACGUAAGCCGAAGUCACGACAAAAGACGAUGGGUGGGAAAAGCUCGGAAAAUUCGGCAACCACUAAAUCCUUGAGUUUCUUGAAUCGGGCUCGGUCGAGAACGAAAGUCGCCCGAACCCUGUUCGGGAAAAGUCGACGACGAACCGAACGGAACGCAUUUCAUGUUGUUCCAAUAAAUCGAAUCCAAUCCCUGUGGGACCUUGAUGAGGUCCCUCUCGAAAACCGGACGAGAAUUUGGAACUACUCCGAGUUUGGCCCAAUCCCGAAUAAAGCCCACGAUCGAGGUGGCAUCGCCGAUCGUGUGGUGGUUGGCUCGGCCUGGGAAAAGUGGAGAAGGGUGCCGUCGGGCAAUGUGACGGUCGGCGGGAGCCGAGGGGCGUAA
Striga asiatica is the source of this 762-nucleotide messenger RNA. Lineage: Eukaryota; Viridiplantae; Streptophyta; Magnoliopsida; Lamiales; Orobanchaceae. The record is from the annotation of a GenBank genome assembly.